Fomitopsis serialis is the source of this 344-nucleotide messenger RNA. RefSeq lists its product as uncharacterized. NCBI's taxonomy places the organism in Eukaryota, Fungi, Basidiomycota, Agaricomycetes, Polyporales, Fomitopsidaceae. The record is from RefSeq and is a predicted model, not a curated record. The transcript is spliced from 3 exons. The annotation marks the transcript as partial.
ACCGGCGUCCCUGGUACCCACGGUCCCAUUGCGCAGUACCACGAACACUCAGGUACUAUUCCGCCAUCAAGCCCUGGCCGAACAAGAUCGUGGAGAACGGCCUGCCGAUUGAGAUGCCGGUGUACAAGGAGUCUCUGGAAACUGUCUUCUGUGCGAUUGUUGACCGCGAUGCAGACGUAUGCCCGGCAAGGUGAUGCGUCCAUGAUACUCGUCAACGACGAUGGUCUCAGGUUGCUCUCGGUCGAGGAGCGUGACACACGCAUAGCAUUCUACGCCAACCACGGCAUUGGCUGGGUCGCGCGGCCGAAGCUUGAUGAUGCGCCGGACGGGUUCCAGCGUGCGGG